This is a messenger RNA of Trypanosoma theileri, 1863 nucleotides long. RefSeq lists its product as uncharacterized. Bases 1 to 1863 code for a protein of 620 amino acids. The record is from RefSeq and is a predicted model, not a curated record. Gene Ontology annotation, biological process: tRNA pseudouridine synthesis. NCBI's taxonomy places the organism in Eukaryota, Euglenozoa, Kinetoplastea, Trypanosomatida, Trypanosomatidae. The transcript has a single exon. Gene Ontology annotation, molecular function: pseudouridine synthase activity; RNA binding.
AUGUCGCAAUCCCCACAGCAAAAGGAUGCUCUUUGCUAUGCUUGUGCAUUGCGGAUGUCUAUCUUACAUCAAGUUCCCCCACCUCUUCCAGUAACGCAGUUACGUUCCGUUCUUUGCAACGCUGCUGAGAGGGCGUGUGGGAAUGAGAAGGAGCCACUAGUGGAUGAGAUGUAUCAUCCACAGUUUUCUAUUAUUUAUGAGACAUAUGAGAGUAGUUCACGAUUUUUGGAUACAAUCAUUGAUGCUGAGGGAGGUGCUAUUGGAUGUCAUCAAAUACAAUCUCUCUGUUGUGCAUGCUUAGGGCUUUAUCAGUUUUUGGAUUAUGUAUAUGCUCCAUCUGUGGCUGCGGCGGUUCGUACUAGUCCUUAUAUGGAUUCAGAGCGUAUUUCAGUAAAUGUAAAUGUACACCGGAGUAUUUCUUUUCUUUGGUUAUCUAUGGCUACUAUAUUUUACGGUGUUGCUGGACGAGAGAAUGAGCGACCGCGGCCUUCAUCUGUUAUUCCAGAAGAACACUGUAAUUUUAAGGAAUUUUUUAUGAGUGACUUUAGAGCCCGUGUUCUACAGUAUACUAUGUUUUCUCACCAAGAACUGAGUGAGAGAAGUAGUACACCUGUAGGGUAUCAAACCUAUCUACGUGAAAUUAAACGUUAUGCUGAAAAAGAUACUACCAUUCCUCAACCUCGCACAAUUCAGGCAUUUAGUUAUAGUCCAGAUAAUGAAGGUGUUAUUGUGGAUGUAAGCGCAGAACAUCAUCGAGUAAAGAAUCUUGCAGGAGGGGAUCAAGUACCUAUACAGUACUGUAGUAAUCGUUCAGAUGGGGUAAUGACCUAUAGUGUUAUUUAUGAUUAUGUAGAACCUUAUCUAAAAAUGACUGGAUGGUGGCGAUCAGAUGGGAAAGAUACAGAGAUAACACAAAAUAAACGUUUUAAUAUACAGGGAACUGCCAUAUUAUCCUGUACUUUACAACACUCAAAUAUAAUGCUUAUUGGUAAUUAUUGUAAAAUGAGACGAGAUCUCUCUCAGUCACCAUGGUUUACCGAUGGUAAACGUAUUGGUACAUUUUCUUUACAAGAGAUUAUUGCCAAUCCUAUACUUGGUUUUUUCUUUCCUGAAGGUGUUACAUCAGUGGGAUGGAAAAGUGAAAUGAAUCAAAGUGGAUUACAAGCUGAGAAACGAUCGAAAUAUGAAAAAACAGAUGCACAUGCAAAGUCUCUAAAUGAAGAUAAACUCAUCCCACAUAAAAUGGCAGCUCAACACGUUUUUGGAUACGGACGCUAUAAAUUUCACAGUGCUGGCCGUGAAGAUGUAGAUGUGCGUAUGCUUGGGACUGGAAGACCUUUUGUACUUGAGAUCAUUUCACCAAGUAGACAACAAGUGACCUCACAAGAUUUAGCCGACUUCACAGAAGCCGUAAAUAAAAGUGAAGGAGGAAGUGUAGAGAUAUCUGAAUUACGACUCACAGAUGCGGAUAUUACUGUACGACUCGCACGUCAUUCACAAAGUAAAGUGAAACGGUAUCGUUGUAUUGUAUGGUGUAGUCGGGCUAUUUUAGAUCCUAAUAAUGAUAAACAUUUUCAAGAGACGAAUAAAGUGCAAGAUCUCAGUAUUGCCCAACGCACACCUAUCCGUGUAUUACACAGACGAUCUAUGCAAACUCGACCUCGAAUGAUUCAUUCUAUUCAACUCACACCUCUGAAUCCUCAUUGGUUUAUAAUGGAUUUAGAGACACAAGCUGGUACUUAUGUGAAGGAGUUUGUACACGGUGAUUUGGGAAGGACAACACCCCAUUUGGGUAUGCUGUUAAAUGGAAGAACUGAUAUCAUUCAGUUGGAUGUGUUGGGGAUGGCGAUGGAAAAUUUAUAG